Trichoderma gamsii is the source of this 4548-nucleotide messenger RNA. Its product is annotated as ankyrin-1. The coding region runs from base 1 to 4548 and encodes 1515 amino acids. NCBI's taxonomy places the organism in Eukaryota, Fungi, Ascomycota, Sordariomycetes, Hypocreales, Hypocreaceae. The record is from RefSeq and is a predicted model, not a curated record. The transcript is spliced from 2 exons. Gene Ontology annotation, molecular function: protein binding.
AUGAAUAGCAGCUCUUUCGCAAUCAAUUCGAGUUCCGGAGCUCAAUUUAAUAAUAAAGAGGGUAGCCAAAACAUUGUUACAAAGGGUACACUGAUUGCCGGCUCUACUUUCAAUGGAGAAGUGUAUUUCGACGUAAGAGACGAAGAAUCCCGAGCUGAAAUCCUUCAAAAGCUUCGUGUUUGGCUCUUGGGCAGUCACAUAGCCGACGAGAGAUAUGACAAUUCUAUUCGCAAACGACUGGAAAACACUUGCGACUGGAUUCUUGGUUAUCCGCUAUUUAAGAAAUGGCGAUCGCUACCAUCUUCAUCCCCAAAGUUGCUCUGGAUAUACGGACCACCAGGCUUUGGAAAAACGGUUCUCUGUGCUCGAAUAAUUCAACAUAUCAAGGAUGAGCAACAAGACCUUGUCGCUUAUUACUUCUUCUCAUCUGACCUCGAAAGUCACAAAGACCCUAUGGUCGCUAUGCGAUCGUGGAUCUACCAUAUGGCUUUGAACAAUGAACUGGUAGCUGAUGCCAUCGACAAAAAAUGGGCAUGUGGUGUGGCGGCUUCACAAACCGUCAUCAUCGACUUGUUCCGACUGGUAAUCAAGAUGGUUAAAAACUGUACACUUGUCGUCGACGGUCUCGACGAGUGCUCUCCGGGCAGCUCUUGCUUAUCCGUGGCCGAGUUUGUGAAUGAACUUGGCAAGGCGGUGGACGGCACGAAUACUAGAAUCCUUGUGAUAAGUCGAAAUGAACCUCAUAUCUACCGUGCCUUGACUUCUAUCAAGGGCGUGGAAUUUUCUCACUAUGAGGUGUGUGAGAAAGACGUCCGCUCAGAUAUAUAUGCGCUGUCAGAGCACAUCGUGGCAGAGAAACUAUCUAACGAAGGGACGCAUAUCCAAGCUGAAAUGGCUAAGAAUAUGAGUGACCGAAGUAAAGGUCAGUUUCUUUGGCUGAGGUUACAAAAGGACUAUCUGCGCGAAGGAUUGAGCCAGAAACAGCUUCGAGAUGCUGUGGAGGCAACGCCUGCUGAUCUUUCUCGUCUUUACGCUCGAGACUGGGCAAACAUCAGUAAACUCUCACGGAAUGAUCGGGCCAGAGCAGUCUCCUUAUUGCGUUUAGCUGCGUUCUCUCUCCGCCCUUUGACAGUUCGCGAGAUAAGUGAGGCCGUUCUUGUGGGUCAUGGGUAUGAAAACUUCCCAGUCCGUGAGCUUCCCAGACAUUGGAAUAGGAAAUACGUCAAAGAGAGGAUAUUAGAUCUUUGUCAUUCUCUUUUGGAGACCCGAAUGCGAAACUCUGAAACUCCUAUCGGAGAAUGGACAGUACAUCUCGUGCACUUCUCUGUCAAAGAAUUCUUGCUUACCCAUAUACCGUAUCAAAAGUCGACUCAGCGAAAUGGCUCAUCAAUGAUUGCAAUUGAGCAUGCCAUUCUAGCCAACCUAUGUAUCACUUAUAUGAGCUAUUCCUAUGCUUGGCAAGGCUCCGCAACCGAUGGGGUGCCGCACUCCAGUUCCUUUACAAACUAUGCAGCGAGAUUUUGGAAUAAACAUGCCGAAGCUGGAGCAGUUCAGCAAAACCAAUUAACAGAGAUGGAAAAGUUUUUUGAUGAGCAAAGCUCGUCGUGGAUCAUGUGGAGGAAGUGGUUCGAUUCAGCUAAUAAAGGCUGGGCCAAUACAAACUGCCACCCGGCCAUCCCUUUAUGUUAUGCAACAGAACUUGGAUUUGUCGACGUGGCUAUGGCCAUAGUCAAGAAGGGUAAGGUCCUCGUGAACUGCAACUCGAGUAAUCGCACAGCUCUGGGAGUUGCAUGCGCAAAGGGAUAUGAGGUUCUUGCUCGCGAACUUCUUGCAUACGGUGCCAAAGUCGUAAUCAGAGAUGCUCAGGGCCGAACCGCAUUACAUCAUGCGGCUUUGAAUGGCCACUCGGGGUUGGUAAAGCUUCUAAUUGACAAUGGAGCUGAUAUCGCGGUCCGAGAUUAUCAUGGAGUGUCUCCAUUCCUUGCUGCAAGCUCCAACGGCCAUCUGAGCAUCAUGAGGCGACUGAUCCAGAAGGGUGCCAAUAUCCAUCAGCUGGACAAGAACGGCGAUGGCGCACUCUCCAAAGCAAGCUCCAAUGGACAUAUUCAGGCGGCCAGGCUUCUCAUUGGAAUCGGCGCACAUCCCAAGUCGUCGGGUUAUCUUACGACUCCGCUCGGAAACAGGGCGUUGCAGAGCGGCUCUUUUCAUUUGGCUCGGCUCCUCAUUGAGCAUGAGAAAGAUCUCAACGCCAGGAGUCGAAUUGAAAAGCAGACAAUAUUGCAUAUCAUCUGUUUUAGCGGCAAAACCAAUAUUGUGAAACUGCUUGUUCAUUGUGGUGCGGAUCUUACGCUGCAAGACGUUUGGGGACAAACGCCUCUCUUCUUAGCAUGUUUCAAUGGUCAUUUUGAAAUCGCUGCCUUUCUGCUAGAAAAAGGCGCUGAUCACACCAUACUCGCCCAUAAUGGCCAAACACCGCUUUUUGUGGCAUGUAGUAAUGGCCAUAAUGAUAUUGUCAAACUGCUUCUAAAGUUUGGCGCCAAUCACACGAUAAGCACCGCAGAUACCGGGCAAACGCCGCUCAUUGCGGCUUGCUGCAAUGGGCAUUGCGAAGUUGUGAAACUCCUCAUCGAGAACGAAGUCGACAUAAUGACACCCGAUCGAGCGGGGAAAACGCCUCUGUACGCUGCAUGUGUCAAUGGUCAAUUAAAAGUGGCUAGACUACUCAUAAACAAUGGCGCUGAUAUCAACUUUGUUGAUACCAUGGAGAAUACGAUACUUUCUGCGGCAGCCUUUGCAGGGUCCUUUGAGGUCGUCCAAAUGCUAAUUGAAAAGGGCGUUGAUGUUUCUGCCGACCACUCAGACCGUUACGCCGCUAUCCUUAGAGCAUCCGAGGGAGGCUACACAAACAUUGUCGAGGUGCUGAUGAAGUUGGAAGUUGACGACAAUUGGCUUCCAAAUGUUCUAAACACAUCGCUUAUGAAGGCAUCUUGCAAUGGCCACGUUGAUGUUGUAUCACUGCUAUUGGAAUACGACGCAGACCCCAACGGUAUUGGCCCGCACGGUCUGACGCCCCUUUAUGGAGCAUGUUGCGAUGGCCAUAUAGAGGUGGCUAGGUUACUGAUCGAGAGAGGCGCUGACAUCAGGGCGAUUGAGGAAAAGGGGCAAACACCAUUACUCGCAGCAUGUGCGAAUGGCCAUGUCAACCUGGUAAAAUUGCUGGUGGAACAAGGUGCUGACCUUGAUGCUGUGAAUAUUGAGGGGAUGGGCGCGGCGUAUGCAGCAGCCUGCAAUGGUCAGCUAAAGGUGCUCCAGCUGCUUCUUUCAUGGGGUUCUGACAUCUUCACCAAAAGUCAGAGUGGCUGGCUGCCUAUUCAUAUAGCAUCAGAGAACGGCCACGCCAAGAUUGUUGAUCUUCUAAUUGAAAACGGAUCUGAUGUCAUGGUACAUGUAGACAACAAACAUGGCCGCACACCGCUUGUGUUAGCAAGUAUGAAUCACCAUGUUGACGUUGUCAAUGUUCUACUCAAGCAUGGCGUGGACAUUGAUGCCAGAGACUCUUUUGGGCAUACAUCACUCUUGAUAGCAAGCUGUGAGGGCGAUUUCAAGCUGGCUAAGCUGUUGGUUGAUAAUUGCGCCAAUGUCUCGGUCACAGAUAACAAAGGACGGACUCCGCUGUUUUGCGCCUGUCGCCAUGGAUAUCUCAAGAUCGUUCAACUCCUUCUUGAUAAUGGAGCAGAUAUGAGGCCCAACAAUAAAAGGCAGACGCCGGCUUACAUAGCGUCUUCUUACGGCCACAUCAAUGUUCUUCGGCUCUUGAUCAAACGGGGAGCUGAUGUCACCGCACCAGAUGGUUGGGGACAUACGCCAUUUCACGCUUCGUGUUUUUUCGGGCACAUCAAGCCGACAAAGCUAUUGUUCAGAGGGGCACUGGACAUCAACGCAGCUGAUCACGAAGGCUUCUGGCCAUUAUUUUCCGCAUCCGCAAAUGGCCAUGUGGCAAUAGUUCAAUACCUCAUUCUAAAAAGGGCUGCUCUCGCUAGCCAGGUCAGUGAUGGCCGGAAACCUCUUGUCAUCGCCGCUGCAAAUGGCCAUAUCAAAAUUGUUAAACUUUUGAUAGAGCGUGAUGUUGAUGCAGAUGAGGGUGUUGAUGCAGAUGACCCUGAUGGUGACGGAAAAACACCACUCUUUGCGGCAUGCGAAGCCGGUCACGUCCGCACAGCCCGCUAUUUGAUCAAAAAAGGCGUAAACAUCAACAAACCAGUUCAUCAUGCCACACCUCUCUUGUCUGCGUGUCUUCAUGGACACAUGGAAGUAGUCAAACUUCUUCUCCAAUAUGGUGCCGAUAUGAGUGUCACUGACCAGAAUGGGUUAACACCAGCUGAGGCGGCCGCUGAAAAAGGAUACAUGGAUAUAUUUAGGCUCUUAAAAGCCUAUGAUACACAAGUUAGCGAGCAUUGUGGAUCUCCAGCUCUACCUUACACGAUUGGAAAGAGGCAAUAUGAUGAACAACGGCAGAUGCAAAAGGCGGAAUGUGUUGACGAAAUAUGA